AUGGAAGAAUUUGGAGUGUAUCCAGAGAUAUUCUUCAACUCAUGCAAAGAACAGAUGCAGAUUGAAGAAGCAGAAGCCAUGGCUGAACUAUUGGAAGCUCAGUUCUUGGAUUUUAAACAGUUCCAAGAUCUGCAGUACUCCUUCAUCAGUCCUUAUGAUCAAUCUGCUGUAAACUGCAGCAGUAAUUUCAGUGGUCCAAAAAUAAGUUAUGAGCCCAUGGAUUAUGUUAUGAGAGAAGAGAUUUUAGCAGAUUCAUUCUUUCAGUUUGAUUCCAGUGAUCAAUUUGAAAGCUUAAUCUUCACAGAAUGUGAUUCUGUUAUUGAUUGGCCAUUACAGAGGAAGAGAAAGCUUGAGUCUGAGCAUGAACAAGAUGAGAGUUUUAAGGGAAAGGUUCAGAAGAGAGUGAGGAAUUCGCGGCGGCAGAGCAAGGGUAAGGGUGGCGCUGCCGGAGUCGGGGAAGAGAAGAAUGUCAGGUUGAGCAUGACCAGCUCCGGGUCGGAGAACGAUGACUCGAAUGAUUCACAAAUGUAUGCUGUUGAUGAACUGAAUGUGAAGGCAAGAAAUGGAAGAGUAGCAGCAGCAACUGACUCACAGAGUCUUUAUGCAAAGGUUUUUAUUGAAAAACUCCGGCAGGUUGACAUCAGCACAAUGCUUGAAGAAGCAGUGCAGUAUGUGAAAUUCUUGCAGCUUCAAAUUAAGCUGCUGAGCUCUGAUGAGCUGUGGAUGUACGCUCCACUUGCUUAUAAUGGGAUGAACAUUGGGCUUGAUUUAAUGAGAAUUCCAUGA
This is a messenger RNA of Phalaenopsis equestris, 786 nucleotides long. Its product is annotated as transcription factor bHLH84-like. Gene Ontology annotation, biological process: regulation of transcription by RNA polymerase II. The transcript has 4 exons. Bases 1 to 786 code for a protein of 261 amino acids. The record is from RefSeq and is a predicted model, not a curated record. NCBI's taxonomy places the organism in Eukaryota, Viridiplantae, Streptophyta, Magnoliopsida, Asparagales, Orchidaceae. Gene Ontology annotation, cellular component: nucleus. Gene Ontology annotation, molecular function: DNA-binding transcription factor activity, RNA polymerase II-specific; RNA polymerase II cis-regulatory region sequence-specific DNA binding.